Cololabis saira (Pacific saury) is the source of this 2184-nucleotide messenger RNA. RefSeq names its product SRY-box transcription factor 10 (gene sox10). Bases 503 to 2059 code for a protein of 518 amino acids. Gene Ontology annotation, biological process: enteric nervous system development; negative regulation of transcription by RNA polymerase II; morphogenesis of an epithelium. Lineage: Eukaryota; Metazoa; Chordata; Actinopteri; Beloniformes; Belonidae. Gene Ontology annotation, molecular function: RNA polymerase II cis-regulatory region sequence-specific DNA binding; DNA-binding transcription factor activity, RNA polymerase II-specific. The record is from RefSeq and is a predicted model, not a curated record. The transcript has 4 exons. Gene Ontology annotation, cellular component: nucleus.
CGGACACACAGAGCAGGCAUUGAUUCUCGGGCUGGGGAGCGAGGGGGCUGGGGAGCGAGCGUCACUCUCAAACUGGGAACUCACGGAUUCUCGUGCUGAACCGGCGACCUCCUUUUCUCAUUACUGAAGUCCCCUCAGCUGGAUUUAUACUUUGGGACACACGGAGGAGAGAAAAAGAGGGGGAAGGUGAGCUGAGUUUAGCGCAGACCAUUGUCCUUUUGCAGGUAAACUGGGGCCCCAGGUGCGCACUGAGCCGCCUAUCCCAACAACACGGAUGGAAAGAACUUUAAUGUGGAAUCCUCACAGAGUUCUGCAGCGGAGACUGAGAGUAGAGACAGACUGGCAGUUUAUAUUAUAAUUUAUAACGAGUUCAGAGUUAGUAGAGCUGCCACUCGGCUUGUUUUUGUAUAGAAUACGCAGCAAGAAAAGGAGCGCAACAGGCAGAGCUGAGCUUUUAGGUGCAGGAUUUAGGUCCUUUCUGGAAGCGUGUGUGUGAAAGAAGAUGUCCAGAGAGGAGCAGAGUUUUUCAGAGGUUGAACUGAGUCCGGGCAUGUCGGAUGACAGCCGCUCCCUGUCGCCCGGCCCCUCCUCCGGUGCGCCCGGCGGCGGGGACUCGCCCCUCCGCGGCCCGCUGCUGCCGCCCGCGGCCCCGGGCGACCCGCUGGCCGGCGGCUCGGCCCUGAAAUCCGAAGACGAGGAAGAGCACUACCCCGAUGGGAUCCGCGAGGCGGUGAGCCAGGUGCUCAAGUGCUACGACUGGACCCUGGUGCCAAUGCCCGUGCGCGUCAACACGGGCAGCAAGGGCAAGCCGCACGUCAAGAGGCCGAUGAACGCGUUCAUGGUGUGGGCGCAGGCGGCGCGGAGGAAGCUGGCCGACCAACACCCGCACCUGCACAACGCCGAGCUCAGCAAGACCCUGGGCAAGCUCUGGAGGCUUCUCAAUGAGUCUGACAAGCGACCCUUCAUUGAGGAGGCAGAGAGGCUGAGGAAGCAGCACAAGAAGGAUUAUCCAGACUACAAAUACCAGCCACGGCGUCGUAAGAAUGGAAAGCCUGGCUCCAGUUCUGGAAGUGAGGCCGACAGCCAUUUGGAGGGUGAGGUCAGCCACAGCCAGUCCCACUACAAAGGCCUUCACCUGGACGUGGUCCACGGUGGGGGAGCCAAGUCUCCUCUGGCAGAUGGGGACCACUCUCAUGCUGCAGGUGGGCUGCAGGCUCCCUGCCACAAACACUGCACAGUUACCAUCUCUGCCCCACUGUUAGAUUGCUGUCAGAGUCACAGUCCACCCACACCUCCCACCACUCCCAAGACCGAACCUCAGUCUGGGAAGACGGGGGACGGUAAGAGAGAUGGUCCUGGGAACGGGGGCUCCCGUAGUACAAUGGGGGGAGAAGGAGGCUCCGGCGCUCCAGGAUCUGGGAAACCUCAUAUCGACUUUGGCAAUGUGGACAUUGGUGAGAUGAGCCACGAGGUGAUGGCCAACAUGGAGCCUUUCGAUGUCAACGAGUUUGACCAGUACCUUCCCCCAAAUGGGCACCCAGGGGUCGGGCAGAGUGUUGUGGCAGGAGGAUCUGCAACAGUUUCUCCAGCCUCUCCCUACACCUAUGGCAUCUCGUCAGCUCUCGCAGCAGCCAGCGGACACUCGGCAGCCUGGCUGUCCAAGCAGCAGCAGCUACCGCCACAUCACACCUCCGGCCUGGGCUCAGACACCUCCAAGGCUCAGAUCAAAAGUGAAGCUGUGGGUGCUGGGAGUCACUUUGCAGAGGCAGCCUCAGCGGGAACUCACGUCACCUACACGCCCCUCAGCCUUCCUCACUACGGCUCCGCCUUCCCCUCAUUGGCUUCAAGGGCUCAGUUUGCAGAGUAUGCUGACCACCAGGCCUCAGGGUCCUACUACGCCCACCCCAGCCAGGCUUCAGGGUUGUACUCCGCUUUCUCUUACAUGGGGCCUUCCCAGAGGCCCCUGUACACUGCCAUCACCGACCCAGCUAGUGUGUCGCAGUCACACAGCCCCACGCACUGGGAGCAGCCGGUCUACACAACACUGUCACGGCCUUGACGGACAACAAGACCAAAGGGCACCAGUGCAGGUUCAGGCCCGAGAUCAGACCAGAAGCUGUGGCAGCAGCAACAACGGCCGAGUUGAUGAAAGAGGUCUGGUCUGGAGGGAGUGGGCAGGCACUG